CCGCCACACAUGCUCCUGUGAUACCCCGGCGGCGGUCGGAGGCCGUCGCAAGCCUUACCGCAGAAAUCACAAACGUUGAAAAAAAUCCAGGGUGGCAGCGAAUUUCAGGGCUGACAAGCCUAAUAUUGCAUUUAAGUUAACCGUAUACAGACUCCCCGGUUCCUGGCCUGGGCCAAGCAGCCGUAGGAUGGGCUGUCGGCGCUGCAGGCACCAGAGCGAUUUGUGAGCGCCGGCCGUGGGCUGAGGGCCUCGCGCAGGCACCGCUUCGGCUCAGCCUGACACUUGCCUUUGAUUAAGGAGAUGAGUGACUUUGCCUGUUCUAUUGAUCAGAAUAAAUUACCAGCAGCUAAUUUAUGGACCUCACAAAAGUGCCUUUGACAUGGUGAAUUGUGCUCUGUUGUUCAGAGAAGAGGGUUUACAGAGACAUGGAGCUUGAAAGAAUCAUUCGAGACACACUGACACGUUUCAUCCAGUCCCACAUCCCUGCUGCAGACCUCAGUGGGAUGGAUGAUGUUUUCUUUUCUUACAUCACGGGUGUCCUGGAAGAGCUGGGCUCACCAGAGUCCUCUGAGGAGACCUUUGACAUGGACACCUUCAUAGAAAUGAUGGAGGCUUACAUUCCUGGCUUUGCAGAGAUCCCCAGUGGGGAUGUCUGUGAAAUGAUGUUCUCUCUCUCAGAAAGGCUUGGUGAAGCACGCAACAAAGGUGAAUUACACAGUUUCAGCACAAAAAAACCUGGCCAAAAGGCUGCAGAAGCCAGGAGUGAAGCACCCUCUGAAGACCUGACCAAGGGCCAGGAGCCUGGAGCCGGAGCCUGCAAUGGGGAAAGGCUGUGCACUCCAACAGACGGAGCCGAGGCCCAGGAAGGCGAUGACUUGAAGGAUGGCACGGAGCUGCUACUGGAGAUGUUCCCUGCCUGUACCGUGAGCCAGGCAGAGAAGGCACUAGCCAUGGCCCUGGGGAACUUGGAGGAGGCAGUGCAGCUAAUUGUGGAAGAGAAGGUGGAAAUUGGCACAGCAGGUGCAAGCGUGAAGGAACUGGCACGGCCCCGCAGAGCACCCAACCAUGAGGAACUGAAGCAGGUUAUCUUACAGAAAUACAUGAUGGUUGAUAGUGCAGAAGAUCAGAAAACACAUCGGCCAGCUCCACCAAAAGAGGCUCCCAAGAAGCUGAUCCGCUAUAUCGAUAACCAGGUGGUGAGUACAAAGGGAGAGAGGUACAAAGACAUCAAGAAGCCAGAGAGCGAGGAGAUGAAGAAAACUUACAUCAGCCUCAAACCAGCCAGGAAGUACAAGUUCCACUGACAGCCAGGUCCUCCUGCUCUUCAGCCUCCACCUCGCUGGCCAGGCGUGGGAGGAAGGACACGUGGCACUAGGGAUGAGAGGGGACUCCUUCACCCCACCCACCACUAACUGGAACUAACCUGGGAGCCAGGACACUGCUUUCAGCUUCCUGAACUAACCCAGCUGACAAGGACAAGCCUCUCUGUGGGUAGCUGUCCUUCUGCCCCCUGGGGCACACCACAGCAGCUAGCGGGGGCCUGCCUGGGCAUUCUCUGCUAUUCCUUGCAUGGGACGUUCUUAGAUCUAAGAUGUGGCUUGUGGUUUUGCAGCAAGCUUUUUAGAAGUCUGUGUGCACUGUUGCUUAGAGUGCAAGUGUCAAUAAAGAUGAUGUGAAUUGGUGUG
Messenger RNA from Cygnus atratus (black swan), 1685 nucleotides. RefSeq names its product CUE domain containing 2 (gene CUEDC2). Gene Ontology annotation, molecular function: ubiquitin binding. Lineage: Eukaryota; Metazoa; Chordata; Aves; Anseriformes; Anatidae. Bases 426 to 1304 code for a protein of 292 amino acids. The transcript has 11 exons. The record is from RefSeq and is a predicted model, not a curated record.